Cyphellophora attinorum is the source of this 4038-nucleotide messenger RNA. RefSeq names its product putative nucleoporin. The transcript is spliced from 2 exons. Bases 1 to 4038 code for a protein of 1345 amino acids. The record is from RefSeq and is a predicted model, not a curated record. Gene Ontology annotation, molecular function: structural constituent of nuclear pore. Gene Ontology annotation, biological process: transcription-dependent tethering of RNA polymerase II gene DNA at nuclear periphery; protein import into nucleus; protein localization to nuclear inner membrane. Gene Ontology annotation, cellular component: nuclear pore inner ring; nuclear pore. Lineage: Eukaryota; Fungi; Ascomycota; Eurotiomycetes; Chaetothyriales; Cyphellophoraceae.
AUGGCGACAGAGGUGUAUGCGACGCCGGCAAGGCCAGUGCCUGGUGUCUUCCCAAACACACCGGCAACAGCGGCGCCCAUGAGGCAACCUUCCUUUCGAAACGGCCACCCUCAGCAGCAGAAUAACUCACCGGGCAUCGGUUUGCAGGUCGCUCCGGCGCAGCAGAAUCAACAACAACAGCAGCCGCCGGCGCCGGAGGCACUGAAGCCAGAGCAAAGAGCAGCGAGAUACAUCAACGAAGCUCUUGCUGACGAAGCUCAGUUCGCAGACAUCGAUACAUACCUGCCGCCUGGCCCAUCCUCAGAAUAUGAAGUUCAGACAGCGCUCACAUGGGCGCCCUUCCAGCGAGCACGUACCUACCCCAUACCAGAUCAGGUGUUUGAACAGUACAACCAUUCGAAUCUCACUACGUUGAUGGGUCUGUUCGCCGAGCUGAAACAUGCGUGGGUAUCUAUCGACAAUGGGCUGUACAUAUGGGAUUACACAGCGAACAAUCCGGAAUUAUUUGGUUUCGAGGACCAGCCACACAGCAUCACAGCGGUCGAGCUGGCAGUCCCUAAGGCGGGCGUUUUCCUCGAUACGGUCAAGAACAUGAUAGUGCUUGCUACAACAUCCGAGAUGAGCCUUCUUGGGCUGGUGACUGAAGUCGUGGGAGGUGCGCCGCAGCUCUCUGUGAUCAAGACGGGCAUGUCAACGUCGGUGAGAGGCAUGGAUGUGUCAGUCAUUGCGCAUUCGAAGAAGACGGGCAGGAUAUUCUUCGGUGGCACCACAGACAACGACCUCUACGAACUCACGUAUCAGCAACAGGACGGGUGGUUCUCUGGCAAGUGCUCCAAAAUCUGCCAUACACGAACAGCAGUCCAGAGCUUGACAAUGUCGCUGCCAGCGCUCGGUGGGAGGUCGUCAGAGUUCAUUGAGCAGAUUGUUGUCGAUGACAGCCGCAGCCUUGUCUAUACCCUGUCUUCGAGAUCAACGAUACGAGUCUUCUUCAUGAGGACUGACGGUACACUUGCUUUGUGCAUCACAAAAAGCCCAGGUGAUCUGUAUUCCAAAGUCUCGCAUCUGGUCACGCCUAACGAAUCACUCAAUCCUCGCGUCAAGAUUGUCGCAAUAUCCCACAUCCCCUCGCAGGAGGCUUCACGAUACUCUCUCAUGGCAACGACGGCAACAGGCUACCGAAUAUACUGUAGUACCACCAGCUCCGGUUUCUGGGGAGCCGCAAGUUCCGGCGGCCCAGCAAGCAUGGAACCUCAGCACGUUAGAGUACCGCCGUCAACACCAGCAGCUUUUGUGUCAGCCACCAGUCGUGUUCAUUCUGGAGUGCAACAAGCCUCCAACAUGCAUGCUCCUAAUCCGAUUCUGACACAAACUCGUCUCGCUCAACGCUUCUCGCCAGGAUACUUCUUCUGUUUCACGGCCAAGGACCAGAAUUCCCCAACGGAUGCACUAUUUGUGUGUACUCCGGAUGCCGGACGCGUCAUUCGGCCAGCCGAAAUGGGUCAGAUUAGCAAAUCUGCCGAGACUGCUGUCUGGAUUCCUCUCGGAAGCAGUGCAGAGGCUCUAGGAGCAUCGACGCCGUACAUUGCCCCGUCAAUACAGCCUAGGGGCUUUGGCAACGACUUGGCAGUUCAAUUUGAUCAGCCAAUACCUGAAGUUGCUGUCCUCACCAACACUGGCGUCCACAUUAUCAAGCGCAGACGUUUGGUGGACAUCUUUGCGAGCUUGGUCCGGCAAGGAGGUGGGACGGAGGGAUUCCAAAAUGAUGUCAACUACCUCAUGCGGACGUAUGGCAGGACAGAGACCCUAGCGACUGCACUAGCGGUCGCAUGUGGGCAAGGGGUUGAAGUCACUUCAGAGACUAGGUCGACCCGAAUAUUAGACCCCGACGUACUCGAACUUGCGCGAAAGACCUUCAUUGACCAUGGCGGUAAGGCAAGUUUGAAUCAGAAUCUCAUCGCGGACCGGUCAAUGCCACUCAUCGAUGCCGUCCGACCAUCACCUCGCCAUGCUGCCAUCACACUGUAUCUAUCUCGACUUCUUAGGUCUGCUUGGAGGAGCACAAUUGCCAUUGAGGUCAAGACAAAGGACACCUACGCUGUACAGCCAGUCAUCAAGCUGGACAAAUUACGCUCGAUCCAAGAAGAUCUCUCGGCUUUGCAACGAUUUUUCACAGCUAAUAAGACCUUCAUCAAAGGUCUGAGCGGACCAGAUGAUCUGCCUCAGGCUGGCUCUCGCGAUGACGAAAUUGCAAUGCAGGGAGAGCAUCGUGCACUGCAUUCCGUCAUUAAGUUCGUCGCCAACACAAUUGAGGGCAUCUCCUUCGUCCUGGUGCUUUUUGAAGAACGAGUCGAAGACAUCGUGCCAUUACUACCGGAAGCGUCCCGGCCAGAGCUCUUCAAGCUGACCUACGAGGAAUUAUUCAGCAGCAAGAGAGGCUUCGAAUUGGCGAAAGAACUCGUUAAGGGGAUAGUUAAUCGCAACAUCGCCAAAGGGUCCAACGUCGAAACUGUCGCAGAAUCGUUGCGACGACGAUGUGGCAACUUCUGCAGCGCAGACGACGUGGUCAUCUUCAAAGCCCAAGAGCUGCUCAAACGCACUGCAGAGCAGGGCGCGAAUGCAGAGUCUGCUCGCAACCUUCUCAACGACAGCUUGAAGCUAUUCGAGGACGUGGCUCACAGCCUGCCUCGUGACUACCUCAAAGCUGCAGUGAAGCAAUACUCUGACCUGAGCUUCUUCGCUGGCGCCAUUCAGUUGGUGCUAAGAGUGGCCCACGAGAUGGACAAAGCAAACGAUGCCCAGUCAUGGGCUUUGGAGGGACGCACAAACGAGGAUCCCCGAAAGGAGAAAUUUGAGUCGAGACUGAACUGCUACUCCCUUGUGCACGAUGUCAUAAUCGCAAUGGAUAAGAGCAUCGAAAAAGUACCAACCUUCACAGACGGCCGGCCGACAUUACCAACAAUUCGGCGAAACGAGGCUUAUGAUGUUAUCGCGACCUCCAACGAUGAACUCUUCCUCACCGACCUGUACGAUUGGUAUCUCUCGAACGGCUGGGCGGAUCGGGUGCUGAGUAUCGAGUCACCGUUCAUAAUCAAAUAUCUGGAGCGCAAGUCCACCGAGGACAUCGUGUUCGCAGACCUUCUCUGGCGCUACUAUGGACAGACAAGCCAGUAUCAGAAGGCAGCAAAUGUACAGAUGCAACUCGCCAUCUCUGGGUUCAAUUUACCCCUCGAUCGUCGGAUAGAGUACCUCUCACGUGCUCGCGCCAAUGCAUCAACCUACACACAAGGGGGCAAUCGCAAAACGAAACAACGCCUUCUGCAAGAGAUUGCCGAGUUCAUCGAGAUCGCCGGCAUUCAGGACGAGCUCCUCCAACGCCUCCGGGACGAGCCACGACUGAAUGCAGAAGACAAGAAAGCACUCCUCCAAAAAAUCGAUGGCCCCAUCCUGGACAUCACCACCCUCUUCAACAAAUUUGCCGAUCCAGCCGGCUACUACGAUGUAUGCCUCAUCAUCUACAACGCCGCCGACCUUCGCGACCCUUCGACCAUCAAAAGCACCUGGCAGCAGCUCCUCGAGCAGAUCCAUACCGAUGCCGCCGCCAAGGAAAGCGGCCCUCAGCCAUUCGAGCUAUUGCCGAGACCAUACGCAGCCUUGGUGGCCGGCUACGAUUCCUACUCUUACAACUCACAACGCGACAUCGCGCCCGAACACUGGGUGAUGGACAUCUUCCUCGGCCUGGGCGUGUCACACGAACAGCUUUUUGAAACACUCGAGCAGAUGUUCUGCACCGAAGACCGGCCAUUUGUGAACAAAGCCAAGGGUGAGAUAGUCAAGGAGGCGAGUUACGUGGCGGGCAAGUGGUGGAGCGAGAGUCUGCGAGCAGGAGGAACAGCGAUCUUUGGGGGCGAAGAAGCGGCGAAGCGGGUAUUGGAGUUCUUCGAGGCCGUCGUUGCCGUCGGCGGGAGGUAUGGAAUCGAGCCGGGCGUCGUGGAGAUGGCGGCGGGCGUUGUGGGAAAGAUAAGAGAGUUCCUGGACUAA